AUGCCUAAUAGCAGCUUCUUUGGCAGCUCUAGUAUGCCAUCCCAGCGCAACCAUAAGUCUAACACGAACACACCAUCACCUCCAGCCUCUCCUCUUUCUCGUUCCACAUCAAGAGCUGGCAAACUUGUCAAAGGAGUCACACAACUCAUAGAAGGAGAUUCCUCAAUAGGUAUUGUGGAAACCAUAUUCCGAUCGGGAUGGCCUAAGGAGAUAGGCCUCACAGUCCAGAAGGUGUUGAAGGUUAAUCACAGUGAAAGUGUUCUAAACAAGUUUGAAGAGUUUAGAAACAAAGUGAAACUCAAUGCUGCAAAUUCAUGUGAUAGUCAGCUAAUGGAGAGACUGAUUGUUGAUGGGAAUGAACUCCUAAGGUUCCAAGGUGCCCUUAUAACUUGUUCUCUAGGAACUAAUGGAGAUUCAAGCAUUUGUGACAAGAAAUGUUGUGGGGUUUGCAGAAUGAUCCGUUUCAGCUUUACGGUUGAAGAUGCACCAGAAUUAGUCCAUGAGAACAGUUGGAAGGCACAUGAAAAGGUGACAAAUGAUUAUGUUGCCAAGAGGAUAUGUGCAAGGAGGGCUAUCAUUUUAUGCAGAGUAAUUGCAGGGCGUGUUGGUGGUUACCAUAGACAUGAGCUCAUGGAUAUUGGGGAAGAUGGUCGGUUUGAUUCUGUGGUGGCAUCAAAUGUAGAUGACUCAAAUGGCUCGGAGAAGCUUAUGGUUUUAAAUCCAAGGGCUGUGCUUCCAUGCUUUGUGGUCAUAUAUGAAGUCAAUUGUCUUCCAUGA
Molecule: messenger RNA, 777 nt
Organism: Quercus robur (English oak)
Lineage: Eukaryota; Viridiplantae; Streptophyta; Magnoliopsida; Fagales; Fagaceae
Exons: 2
Coding region: 1-777 (258 amino acids)
Source: RefSeq, a predicted model, not a curated record